This is a messenger RNA of Toxoplasma gondii ME49, 3206 nucleotides long. It is a transcript of the gene SRS46, whose product is annotated as SAG-related sequence SRS46. Lineage: Eukaryota; Apicomplexa; Conoidasida; Eucoccidiorida; Sarcocystidae. The record is from RefSeq and is a predicted model, not a curated record. Bases 1100 to 2230 code for a protein of 376 amino acids. The transcript has a single exon. Gene Ontology annotation, cellular component: membrane.
GCUGGAAGAAUUGGCAAAAAACGAAACAAAAGUGUAAGAUGGAGCUGCGAGUCAAGAAGAAACAGAAGAAAAGGAAAUGAGGCGAACCUCUCGACGGAAACACAGCCUACAAAAGCAAGUGCUUCCAAAUAAAGCGAAAGAAACAGAUCAGAUGCAUACCCUGGACCGGUGCGAUAGCACCCAUGUUGAAAAGAAAGUCCUCUAGUUGUGAAGCUCCUGUCCUGAGAGUUGCAAAGGUAGAGUUCCAUAUUAGAUCAGGCUGUAUGCCGAAGUUCGAACCGACCGGUAGAACGCGUGGUGAAAUUCCAGUUGCUCUGUCUGACUGGCAUUGUUUUUUCUUGAACGAAAUGAAUUCCUCAUUUCCGUUUCCCCUCUCACUCUCGGCUAGCGCCUACGCACUGUCGAUUUCCGGGUGGCAGCGACAGAUCGGCAGCGUCGUCGACGCACCGCAGAUCAGUCGAAUUGGCGGGCGUCUUCCGCGAAGUUGCUGUUCUUUUCUGAAGCCUCACAGAAGACAAACCCCACGCGAGGUUUCCACGUCUCUCACUUUUGGUAGCCCAUUCAAAAAUCCGAAAACGCACUCUCGCACUGCGACCUGUCUCCGGAUAGACUGGAGCCGCUCGGCGGCUUGAAGGCGAGAAAGUCAGGCGAGUUUUUUCCCUGUCCGGAGCCGCGGCAGGCGAUGCGGUCCAGGAAAGGGGCAAAGUGUUUCUCGGCUUCCUAGCUUUCACGGUUCUCUCCGGGUCGUCCCCGGCGAUCUCUCUCUGAGACGGAGACAGCAAAGGCGAGAGGCCAGCUCCAGCCUCACUAUUUCUUCUUCAGUCUCCACGCACAUUUGUUUACGCUGUGGUUGCCCCGCUGACUGUUUCUUUUUUGGAGAGUUUUGUGUGCGUCUCGUCUAGUUCGAGGUCCCUCUUUUUGUCCGUUUUUCUUUGUAAACCACGCGCUUCCCUUCCAUAAAGACACCACCUCUUGUUUUUGUGUCUCUCUCGACCACUCGCACUUCGUCGUCCUCACCGCGCGUCGUUUCCAAAAUCCACGAAACAGCCGCUGCACGCGUUUCCCGUCGUAGGUUUUCUUUUACGGAGACACCUCGAAAAUGCGAGUCUCGUCGUCGGUCUCGUUCCUCGCCACAGCGGGGUCGACGCUGCUGCUCUCCGGUCUGUUCGCAGAGGCUGCAGACGUACCGACAGUCUGCAACUCGCCAGCGAAGCCCGUGGAAUUGGUCUCUGAGACAAACGCGCCUCUGCGUCUUCGCUGCGGCAAAAACUUCCCCGAACUGGUUCCACUUGACGGACGGGCGUUCGCAGUCGAUGCCGACGGCUCGUGUGGCGCGACACUCGUCGACGCAGACCUCGUUCAGGUCGCCCUCAGGCCGCUGCCCGCCAGCGAGCCUGCGAAUGAUCCGAAGGGCUACCUGGUGAGUUUCACAAAGAACGCUGUCGAGAAAGACACGAAAAUCUGUUUCCGUUGCGCGCCGUCGACGGAGCCCUCUCCCAAGCCUCCCGCCGCCGGGUCGGCGGCCUCCCAGGACUCCUGUGUGAUUUUCGUCACUCUGAAAACGGCACACGGCGCGGUCGCCGCUGCUCCCGUCGAGCCUGGGAGCUCCGCAAUCAAUGCAGACCCCACGGGAACGUCUGCGCAGAAAGAAGAGACCGAGGAACUCGGCUCGGCGGACGCUUCUGAGGAACCUGAGGCGACGAACUCGCCCGCCGCGGGGGUCUCUGCUCCAGGUGUGGAGGUAAGGAGGCCAAAGGAUGGGGAAGACGCGACGCCCAUGGAGGCGAAAGAGACCGUUCCUCGAGUCUCCGUGGCGCCGAUCUGCUCGGAAAAGCAACACAAAGUGACUGUUGCGCCCAAGGAACAAACGACUUUCGGCUGCGGACCCUCGAUGGCGCUCGAACCUGCAGACCGCACCACGGUAUUCUUGGCAGGAAACGACGAACAGUGCGGCGGCGAGCCUGUCGUGCUCUCCACAGCUUUGCCUGGCUCCCAACUCACUGCAGAGAACAUCUCUGGACAAGAAAUUUUCACCUUCACUGCCGGUGCCCUUCCGGCCGACGAAAGUAGGCACUUCUGCUACCUCUGCUCGUCGACUGAAGCCUCUGAAACAAAAGCCCAGUGCAGAAUGCUCGUCACAGUCACGUCUGCUGCCUCGAGUUUCGCUGUGUCCCUCGCGAAACUCGGAGCCGCGACCAUCUUCGCGACAGUCUUGUCUCUCGCCUUCUAAAAAAAUGGCGGCUCGCCGUACAAGGCCAAUAAAAACGAAGCACAAGCGAGGCCCUCGCGUAGCUGUCAAGAGGCUGUCAAAGAAGAUCUGCACUCUUGUCCGAAGGUCACAGAGUGAGCGUUUCUUGCAGGACCAGCCGGACGAUCCAGAAGUGUACAGAGGCUGCUUUAUUCGAUGCGUUUUUCGCCAGAGAGAGCAAGUGCACAGAAAGCAGACGCGUGUGUCUGCUUUUGCACGUCUAGACGCUCGUGAACCCUUUUCGUUUUCCGGUCUUUGCCGGACUCACUCGUGCUGCGCUUUUUUCCUUCGUGUCGGAAAACGCUUUCCACCGCACAAUUUUUUUUCUCCGCAUACCGCAUUGCGCCUCUCCGAGGGGAGUGUCAAGACGCACUCUUUCAAUUAUGAAGUUUCGAUUUUCGCGUGUGAAAGAGGAAACAGCUGGAACAACACUGGAAGAAAGGGAUGUCUGUCUCGUUGAGAGACCACGGGAGAGCAGUCGAAAUCCACUUUCACAAGUACGAUCCAAAGGACGACUUUCAAGAGUCCCCGCUAGGACACCGAGAACUAGAUAUAUUCUCACGUUGCUUCGUUGGGGUGUGGUCAAACUCUUUCAACGGUUUCAAUGUCAACUGGCCUCUGGCAGACCUGAGAUUCGACCCUCGCGCUGUUUCUCUAUCCUGCAAUUCCCUCCUUGUGCGCACCUGAAUCACACGUGAUAGCUCUGGCCUACGGAUCUUUCUUGUUUUUCGUACAGGAAGACGUUCCGUACUCUUCCUGUAUCUGUGGAGGUCUACAGCUGAGUUUCUCGCUUUUUUUCUCUCUCUCCGCUCUUUUGAGCCGGUCCAAAUGCUAGGAAUAAAGGAAUGACGGCCUCCUCUGUCGACACCGGUGGAGGAGUCUAGCACUCCACCACCACGACGAAAACAACGGGUUCUUAGACUUCUUUGUUCACUUCAUCAGGGAAAACUGCUGUCGC